Miscanthus lutarioriparius is the source of this 720-nucleotide messenger RNA. NCBI's taxonomy places the organism in Eukaryota, Viridiplantae, Streptophyta, Magnoliopsida, Poales, Poaceae. The record is from the annotation of a GenBank genome assembly.
AUGGUGCGGCCGCGACUGGUCCUCUUCGGUGACUCCAUCACCGAGCAGUCCUUCCGCCCCGGUGGCUGGGGUGCCGCACUGGCUGACACCUACUCGCGCAAGGCUGAUGUAGUUGUCAGAGGCUAUGGUGGAUACAACACAAGAUGGGCUCUUUUCUUAAUACAUCACAUCUUUCCACUGGAUAGUUUAGCACCCCCUCUUGCAACCACUAUUUUCUUUGGAGCAAAUGAUGCUGCCCUUUUAGGAAGAACUAGCAAGCGACAACAUGUUCCAGUUUCAGAGUAUAAAAACAAUCUCAAAACGAUUGUUAAUCAUUUGAAGGACUGUUCUAGUUCCAUGGUUAUUGUGCUUAUUACGCCACCUCCAGUUGAUGAAGAAGGAAGGGAAAGAUUUGCACGGUCACUUUAUGGACAGGAUGCCAGGAAGCUACCUGAAAGGACAAAUGAAAUGGCUGGGGUCUAUGCUGGUUAUUGCGUUGAACUAGCCAGAGAAAUGCAUAUACCCUGCAUUAAUAUCUGGUCAAAGAUGCAGGAGACAGAAGGAUGGCAGAAACUUUACCUAAGUGACGGCCUGCAUCUGACUCCGGAAGGAAACGCAGUUGUCCAUAAGGAGGUUGUCGAAACAUUGAGAAAUGCUGGUCUGAAAGCAGAACACAUGACGUAUGACUUCCCUCAUCACUCCAAAAUAGAUGGCUGUUGUCCAGAAAAGGCUUUCCAAUGA